Molecule: messenger RNA, 129 nt
Organism: Paracoccidioides brasiliensis Pb18
Exons: 2
Coding region: 1-129 (42 amino acids)
Source: RefSeq, a predicted model, not a curated record
AUGACGGUCCCCCUGGGCAUGGCGAAAGGAGUUGAAAAGCAACUUCUUGGUAUGGGACCCAUCCCAGCCAUAACUGGUGAACUGGUGAAACCUAAACAAUUUUGGCCGCCGGAAAAGCAGCUUCGGUAA